GAAUUGACACUACUGUCACACAAACAAACAUAAUCCAACAUCACAUCACAGCACACAAUUACACACGAUACAGUAGAAAACGGAGCGUGUACAGUUCCGUCAUAUUCCCGGUUUGAAAGCAAGGUUGCUACUAGUUGUUGCGACGCAGGAAGGUGCAGUGAAUGGUGUGUGUUUAGUUGCGAGCCAUAAUAAUAUAUUUAAGUUAAAUAUCAAACCAGCAGAUUUACCGGCCAUGGAGAAACGAAUAGAGCUUGAAAAACGAGGAAGAAAUCCCGCUGAUAUUACAGAAUUUGUACUUGACAAUUGUCGGAGCACAAAUAUUGUAGGACUAACAGAUGAAUUUGUGGCAUUAAAGUCUCUAAGUUUAAUUAAUGUAGGACUAACAAGUCUCAAAGGUUUCCCUGUAUUACCAAAUCUCCGAAAGUUGGAAUUGAGCGAUAAUCGAAUCUCAGGAGGUUUGAAUUUUUUGCUGUCAAGUCCUAAGCUAACUCACCUUAAUCUUAGUGGAAAUAAAAUCAAAGAUCUUGAGACAUUACAGCCAUUAAAAGAAUUCCAAAACCUUAAAAGUUUAGAUUUAUUCAAUAAUGAAGCAACAGAUAUGGAUAAUUAUAGAGAGAAAGUAUUUGGACUUAUUCCUAGUUUAAGAUAUCUUGAUGGUUACGAUAUGGAUGAUUGUGAAAUUGAAGAUAGUGAAGGUAAUGAGGAAGGAAGUGAAGAUGAAGAAGUAAAUGGAAAUGAUGAUGGGGAUGAUGAUGCCAAUGAAGAUGACAGUGAAGGCGAUAGUGAUGAUCGGUCUGAUGAUGAUGAUAAAGACCUCAAUGAAGACGAAGUCUGCUUAGAUAUUAAUGAUAGUGAUGAGGAAGAAUAUGGAGAGGAAGAAGAAGAAGACGAUGAUGAUGAAGAAGAUGAUGUUGAUGAAUAUCAAGAUCGUCAAGAUGCAGAAGACGGUGCUGUUGAAGAAUCAUCACCAGCCCGAGGCAAGAAAAGAAAACACGAAGAUGGAAAUGAGCCUGGGAAUUAAAACCUAGACUUAAGGAUUUGCUAAUAAGUAAUGUUGAAUGAGUGUAAAAUUCGUAUAUAAAUUAAUUAAUUAAUAAUUGCGCCGCCAAGUGAGACUAGCUGGGAAUCAAACUUUAUUGACCGACCAAUGACAAACUACAGUUAGUGAUAUUAAUUACAAAAAUCAUUGACUGAAAGAAAAAAAAAUUAAUAAUUAAAAUAAAAUAACUGUCUGUGGAGUAAUAAAAAAAAAAUAAAUAAAAUGAAUGAAAUACAUAAGGAUGAAGGACGUAAUUGCAAGUAAAAUUGCAAAAACUAAAAUAAAAAAAAAAGUAAUUGAUAAUAUUAUUGACAAUGGAAUGAAAUGUAAGAAUGAAUUGUUUAAGGAUAAAUAGGGGCUGCAUUCUAGCUCGACCCAACACGUUUUAGUUACACUAACGAUAUUUUAUAUAGAGUAUAUAGAUAGAGAAUUAGAAAUGUUGUCAUUACAUUUAAUAGUAAUGUGGAAGUUUGAAUGAUAUGACGCAGAGUUAUGAUGAUAUGAUUAUAAUAUAGACGGGAUUUAAACUCUCGAAGGAGCGUAUUGUCUGUUAGCUCCAGUCGACCAAAGGCUGGUCAUGCUGGAAUGCAGCCGUCGUUAAUCAGUAAAUAAGAUUACAUAAGUUACAUUUUAAAUACAUUAUUAUUUCAACGUGAAAUAAGUAUAAAAAAAAAUAAUUAAAUAAACGAGGAAUCAAUUUUUGUACAGGUUUAAAAAAAAAAGAAAAAAAAAUAACUAAAAAAAAUUAGAUAUCAAUACAAUAAAAAAAAUCGCAUGAAACUAUAUUUUUUUGGGACAGAAAUAAUACCAAUUAAUGGGUGUAAUGUAUUUAAAAUCAUAAACAAUAUUUUAAUUAAUGUUAAAUUAAUAUUUAAAUAAUAAUAUUUUUUAAUUAUAUUUUAUAAAAAUAAUCAUUUUCAUGCACUCAAUGUCCUUUCAAAUGAGCAGCCAUCUCACUUGUACGGUCGUUGUCAUAGUGGUUUUAUUAUUUUUAAAUUUAAUUAUUUAAUAACAAAAUCAUGUCAGCUAUUAUGUGAAUUUAAUUGUUAACUUAUAUUGAACACUAAAGGCUCAAUCUAUCGUUGUUGUUUUAUCUUUUUGUUUUAUAUUAAAUGAAAAGUGAUCUCUAGACCACUUAUGUGCGCCUACCAAAGCGACAAUGAAAUUAUUUUAUUAUUAUUAAUAUAAUAUUUUUUUUUUUAUUGAUUAAUAUUUUGGAAAAAAAAAAAGAAAUUUAUGUAAAUUCAUUCUUGAUAAUUUUAUUUACUAAAAUAUGAAAUCAUUUCGUUGAAUCGAGUAUUGAUAAUUCAAGUGAGUGAAUGCUCUUCCUUAAGAUCAUUAAUUUUUAAUUUUUACGGAAAUAAUUUGUGUAUUUUUUUUUUUUUUUAUUAUUUUGUAUUUUAUUUGAAAGUUAGAAAUAUAUUAAAAUUGACUGACAAUAAAAGUUUGUUAUUUUUAACAGCGAAAAUGUAAGUAUUUAUGUACAAUUUUUUGGUUUAACAAAAAAAUUCUACCUUAAGGUUGUACUGAUAUUUAUAUCAUAUAUUUCUAUAAAAAUAUUCCAGUUGACAUUUAUUAUUUUAAUUAUAUAAUUUAUGAAAGCAUCCAUUUGUUAAAAAUCUUAGUUCCCUGAUGUUAAAUUUAAAUUUUGAAAAUUUAAAAUGAGUUAUCAUCUGUUAUCAAGUUGUUUAUAACUGAGUAAAAUAUGUGACAAUCAAUACGAUCUUUUACGGCUUUAUGGUCUGGUAGGAUUUCAAAUUUUUUUAAAACAAAAAGAUAAUUUUAUUUAAUUUCUGUCCCAAAAAUUUUUAUUGCGCUGAUUCUCUGCUUUGUGAAUGAAGUGUGAGAAAAAAAAUAAAAUUUAUAGUUAUUGUUUUAUAUAGACUAAAAAAUCAUGAAUUUACGGAUGAAUAGUUUAAUAAAUUUAUGAAGCAAUCGGCGCAAAAUAAAAUUAUAUGAGACAGAUGACUUAUUUCACUAGUAAAGACUGCGACUAAUUGACGGUAUUGACUAAAAAAAAAAAAAAAAAAAAAAAAAAAAUAUAAAAUAAAUAAAUAAUGAUAAAACCAAUGAAAUAACUGACUACUCGACUGUAAGAAUGAAUGAACGAUAAGACAAAGUGUGAGAAUGUAGGAGAGAAUUGAUUUUAUAAAAUAAAUGAAAAUAUAAAAAAAAAAAUUAAUAAAAAAUGAUAAAAAUAAUUAUGGUAGACACAAGAAUCUAGUGCACUGUAAAAAACUUUGGUGUAAAAAUGGCUCCCGAAAUUUACACGGCUGUGUAGUGUGAAAUAAUGGUGUAAAUUAUCCAUUCGUGUAAUCAACUUUUUUUACAUUACUCCGCGUUAAUCGUUAUAAUUUUAAUUAAUGAACAACAACCCGUGUAAAAAAAAGUCGUUCAAAAAAUGUCUAUGACGUUUAUAAAUUCAAAAAAUUAAAAAACGAGCGGGAAAUCCUACACCAGUUUAAAAUUGUUCAUUUAAUAAUUUUUUAAAAAUUCUAUCAGUGUUAAGAAUUAUCUUAAUUUCGAAAGUUCACUGUCAGGAACAUUUUUUAGAUAUUUUUCAAACGAAUUUUUUUUUACACAAGAAAUGAUAUUGAAAUUUUUUAACUUAUUAAUCAAUAAUUAUAUUAAUUUUAUUUAGAUAUUAAAUUUUGAACAUUAAAAUAUUUUUCUUAAUGGAAAUUUAUUAUAAAUUACACAUUUAUACGCUCGACAGUGUAAAUUUUAAAUUCACACCGUCGAAAUUUUACACGAUAUUUGGUGUAACUUCCACACCAAAAUUUUUAAACUACACUCAGUCCAAAAAUUUUUUACAGUGUACGUUCUUGCUGCCAGAUUGGUUAUGGCCUUAUCCAAUUUUUCCGAGACUUUGAAAAGCAAAUUUAUAUUAGGUAUCAUUAAUAAUUGAAGUGUACAGUUUCGAAAUCUGUAAACCUCAGAUUGAUUACAGCUUGUGCGGGGAUCAAAACAUGAGAGAAUAAUUAUUAAAAUUAUUUGAUAAUUCCGCACACUGUAAUAUUAAAUAUAUACAACCGUAA
Molecule: messenger RNA, 4077 nt
Organism: Microplitis demolitor
Lineage: Eukaryota; Metazoa; Arthropoda; Insecta; Hymenoptera; Braconidae
Gene: Mapmodulin
Product: acidic leucine-rich nuclear phosphoprotein 32 family member A
Exons: 7
Coding region: 233-1021 (262 amino acids)
Cellular component (GO): nucleus
Molecular function (GO): histone binding
Source: RefSeq, a predicted model, not a curated record